Eurytemora carolleeae is the source of this 7993-nucleotide messenger RNA. RefSeq lists its product as uncharacterized. The record is from RefSeq and is a predicted model, not a curated record. Gene Ontology annotation, cellular component: cytoplasm; intracellular membrane-bounded organelle; vesicle. Gene Ontology annotation, biological process: clathrin-dependent endocytosis; clathrin coat disassembly. Gene Ontology annotation, molecular function: clathrin binding. Bases 466 to 7602 code for a protein of 2378 amino acids. Lineage: Eukaryota; Metazoa; Arthropoda; Copepoda; Calanoida; Temoridae. The transcript has 11 exons.
UCUCCGGAGGUUCAUAACUCUCCUGUGAUUCAUAACUCUCCGGUGGUUCAUAACUCUCCGGUGGUUCAUAACUCUCCGGUGGUUCAUAACUCUCCGGAGGUUCAUAACUCUCCGGUGGUUCAUAACUCUCCGGUGGUUCAUAACUCUCCAGUGGUUCAUAACUCUCCGGAGGUUCAUAACUCUCCGGUGGUUCAUAACUCUCCGGUGGUUCAUAACUCUCCGGUGGUUCAUUACUCUCCUGUGGUUCAUAAUUCUCAAUUUUUCAACUCUGCAGAAGUGGAUAACCUUCCUAUCUACCAUGCUACUGACAUUGUUCAUGAUAUCAAUGCGGUUUCUAUCGCUAAUGAUGUGCUUAACACUUCUCCAGUUCGUGACGCCUUUGUGGUUUCUGAAUCACCAGCGGAAUUUGAAGCCCUGAUUAAAUCUGAAUCAACUAAUGAAUCUCCCCCCUUGGUUUCUCUGGGCAUGUUUAAACCAUCUGAAGAACCCCUGUUGUUUAAACCAUCUGGAGAAUUCUUGUCAAACCCUGGGAAUCUAGCACCAACAAUUAUACAUCUCAAGGGUAAACUAGUCAAUACUAUACAGACACAGGAUACAGGAUACACACAACAAACACAGGAUACAGGACUAAUCCUUCAGGAUAUAGGGGUACAGAUAAAAGAUACAGAAGUAAAACUACAAGAUACAGAAUUCAAUGUGAGUCCCCAGAACGCAGAAUACACCAUAGAUAUCAGCAAUCUAACCCCGUCUUCUGAUCUUAUCAAAAAUCCUUCACAAGAACCAGACAAACAAAAAGAUAAACUUAAAACCAUUGAAUUUGAUUCCACCACCUUUGAACCAGAAUCUGUUUCAGUAGAACCAGAAUCUGUUUCAGUAGAACCAGAAUUUGUGUCAACCGAGCCAGAAUUCGAAUCUAAGGAGUCAGAACUUGUAUCUGCAGAGUCAGAAUUUGUAUCUUCAGAGCCAGAAUUUGUAUCUUCGGAGCCAGAAUUUGUUUCUUCAGAGGCAGAAUUUGUUCAGGAAGAAACAUUUUCAGAAGAAGAGGAUGAAUUUGUACCAGAAAAGUCAGAAUUUGUAACAGAGGUCCCUGAACUUAAAUCAGAAAUUUCUGAAUUUAUGACGGACAAACCAGAAUCUGCACAUGAAGAAUCAGAAACUGAAUCAGAAGUACAAGACUUAGAACCAACUGAACCAAACGUUGAAUUAAUUGAACCAGAAUUGGAAGAACUUGAAAUUGAAGUAAUUGAUCCUUUUGAGAUCAAUGAGGAUGAAUCUAAUGAAGAUCCUGACAGCACACUUGAUCAAGAAGAAGAUCAAUCCUCUGAUUCUCCCGAAAUACCAGAAAACACUGAAUCCGACCCCAUACUAUCUACAGGAAUCCAGCAAAAUAGGAACCCUAAAGAACAAUCUGAUAUAGAUUUUCAGUUUUCUUCUCCCUCAAAUCUUCUGGAUCAAUUAGAGGAACUAAAUCAAGGUUUACCCACCGGGAAACCAGGAAUACCAAUCAGUCUUCAUCCAAUCAUCAACCCAUCAGAGAUAAAGUCUCUCCCUCCAUCUGGAAAUUCUCAAAUUCAUUUUAGAAAUCCGGUAAUUCAGCCUCUUGUAAAUCCGCAACUUCUGUCCCAGCCUGGGGUGGGUUCUCAGUUUUUAUCAUUCGGCGGAGGGUCUGGAUCGAAUGCAAACAAAAUACUUUUCCAGGAACCAAUUCAAUCCCUUCCUAAUCCCUUUCUACAACCAGUCCAAAAUCCCUUCAGCCGGCCUACAUUCGGCCAGGGAUUUAAUCCAUUUCUUCAAACCAUGCAAACGCCUUUUGGUCAAGCAGCUCAGAGUCUAUUUGGCCGCCCAUCGCCCACCAGAUUUGGCCAACCACAGCAGCUCCUGCAACCCAUCAAGUUUCCUCUCCUUGAACCUCAACCUGUCUCCGAGGAGCUAAGAACCAGAGACCCAGAGCUAAAUGUAUUUAGUGCUCCUGUAAUCCCUGCAGUCCCUGAGACAGAGCAACCUCUGAACUUUGCGUAUGUUUUCAAUAAACUCGGUGAAGGAGAUAGAUCAUCAACAUUUUCCUACAAUUUAACCAACAUUCAGGGACAUAACUUUAAUUUCCAACCUGUUCCUUUUGUAAACGUUCCUGGCUUUUUGGGAACAGGGUUCCAGAACUUCUUAUUAAAUCAAAAUUCUGGAGCAUAUAAUGGAGCCGACAUUGGAAUACUUGAUCUUGGAGUCAAUACAGGAGCUCUCCAUCAAGAUCUAGGAUCGUAUAAUGGAGCUAAUUUUGGAGAACUGAAUUCAGAUCGGAUACCUAAUACUAAAGCUAACUUUGAUUUGGAUGUUGGAGCUAAAUUUGAACUACUGGAUCAAUUUCCACUGAGAGAGGAAAUCACCCAGAAUGGAUUCAAUACAAUCGAAGAUCUGAUCAAAUUUGAAUCCGAAUCAAGUUCUGAAGAGGAGCUAAGAAGUGGAACUGGAUUCGAAGAUUCUCUGCUCCCUGAAGGAUUAGCUCUUGAACCCGCCCUGAUGGAUGAAAAUGAAGGAUCGGAAGAUCAGGGAGAUCAGGAUAGUUUAUACGAGGAGGAGUAUGAAAACUCUCUGCUAAGUGAUGAAAACUUAAACCCUCUUCAUCAUCUAGUUCCAGAACUAGAACCAAUCUCUGAUUACAAUACUAAUGAUUAUUAUGAAGAUGAGAUUAAUCCAAAUCCGGAGUUUUAUGAUUAUCAGCCCAUCCAUACGGUUCCUUUCCCUACACUGAAGGAUCAGGAAUCACCCAACCUUUUAGAGAAAAUUCCUGGAAUUCUCGGGGAAAAAUCUCUAUUUCAUCAAAUUCCAGUUGAGAAUAUCUUGAAUAGUCUUCCAUCGUCGUUAGAACUAGAUCCAUCAAGCCUGGGGGUAGGAGACAUUGCUCUGGGGUACACGGAAAACAGUGCUCCAGGAUACCCGGAGACUAGAGGAGAACCAUUAAACCUGAAUACACAGGAACACGAUAACAGACCUAACUCCAUACAGACAAACGGAGAAGACAUUAGUUCUGAACCCACCCUGGAGUUUGCUAGCCCAACAUUGAGCUCUGGAAUUGACAUAUUGGAUUUUGAUUCUACGGGACCCGAGGAGGGGGGACUUUUCACAGAUUAUCUCAAAUUAAGUCAAACCAAUCAAUCAACCGAAAUUAGUUUUGACACUUUUGACCAGGAUCCAAGACAUCCAAAACUAGUAGUUGAGGAUACCCAGGAUGUUGUUGAAGAUUAUACUGAUUUAGUUGGACCAGUAGUUGUAGAUUCCCCAGAUUCAGUUGAACCAGUAGUUGUAGAUACCCCAGAUACAGUUGAACCAGUAGUUGUAGAUAUCCCAGAUACAGUUGAACCAGUAUUUCAGGAUACCCUGGAUACAGUUGAACCUACAAUUCGUCCUGACACUAUUCAAAUCAUCAACGAUAAUCAGAUUCACCAGAAGCUGCAUAAUCUCAAGAUUCAGGUUGAACAGGCUAAAGAGAGAUUAAACCGACGUAAGGUCGUGAAGAGGGUUCGAGUAAGACCAGGAGAAGAAAACAAGGAAAGGAAACGAGGUGAACCUGUAAAAAUCAUGAUAAACGAAAUAAAAAAGAAACCAGUUCUAGUUAAUGACGGUUCCGAAAUAUCUAUCCCCAUUAUAAUUGAGGGAAAGACAGUUAGAAAGCUAGAAAGACAGAAACUUAAGUCCAAAGCUUAUCAAGAUGUUCUUAACAACAAAGCUGAAGCAACAGAAGCAACUGUUCUUCCCGAAGAAGCUGUUGUAGUCUUUCCAGCCGAACUUGAUACACCAAGUUCGGAUGAUGAUGUUCAAACAGAAACUGCUGUUGUUGAUAUUUCCCCGAAAGGUACUGAUGUUGAUGAAGCUUCUGAAGGUGCUGAUGUUGAUGUAGCUUCUAAAGGUGCUGAUGUUAGUGUAAUUGCUGAAGAGACUGAUGUUGAUGUAGUUUCUGAAGGGACUGAUGUUGAUGUAGUUUCUGAAGGGACUGAUGUUGAUGUUGUUUCGAAAGGGACUGAUGUCUAUUUAGCUUCUGAAGGCCCUGAUCAUAAUGUAGCUUCUGAAGGACCUGAUGUUGAUGUUGAUGAAUUACACAAUAAGAACAUUAUAGAUGUCGUCACUGAUAUUUCCAAUCCUUCAAGGACAGUGCAGAAUUUUAACGUGGAGAACAGUGCAGAGGAGGAAAAUGAAGAUUUAUCAACUUUUGAACUACCUGAACUACCUGAACUACCUGAGCAGGUUGAGCCCAGCACUGAGGUAGCUGGUGGGGUACUUCAGAUGCAGUUGAAAAGAGUAGAAGAGCUAGCCAGGAAACUGAGUAUUGGAGAACCUAUUCAAAUUCAAGAUUUUAAGGUUGGAGUUGCUAAUAGCCCUCCUCAUUUUACAGGGAAAACUGGAACUAUUUCAUUUCCCCGACCCUUCCUACAAAACCACCAAAGAAGACGACAGAAGAAAGUAAAAGUUCCAAUCUCGGGGUUUAACUCGGAAAUAGAAGAGACUCCAACAACAAUAACAUCAUCACCAACAAUAUCAACAACAGCACCACCACCACCACCAACAACAACAACAACAUCAUCAACACCAACAUCAACAACAGCACCACCACCACCACCACCAACAACAACAUCAUCAACAACAACUACAACAACAACAACUUCACCAACAGCAAUGAUUGAUCAAACAACUGAUCCAGUUAUGAAUGUAAUGUUAUCCAUCCUUGAUGAGUUUUCAUCAGAAUCAGUUUCAACAACAUCUGAAACUUUAACAACAACAACAACAUAUGAUCUAGACCAAGAAACAUCAACCACAGCAGAAGUAUUCAGAGAAGUUGAACCAAUCUUAAGACCACAAAGAUCCCAGGUUCAAAAUAAUCUCCAAUCGUUAAGGGAACGUCUAAACAAUUUAAAAAAGAGUGCCGGGGUUCAGGAUCUCUUUAGCACCCAGACUGCCCAGAAAACCAGCAGUUUUAAGGACAACCUAGAUAACAAGAUUCAGAUUGUAUAUUCGAACCAAACAUUUGACCAGCCAGUCUUAGAGUGUAAAUGGGUAUUGUCGGAAAACAUGAUACCAACAUUUCGCCCAGGGAGGGCAGGCAGAUUUAAACAGAAAACAAGAAAAUCUAGGAAGCAUUCUCCAAAACGAUUCUUUCAACGUGAGAACGCUGUAGAAAUGUUGAAUUCUGGAUCCAAGCCUAUCCACGCUCCGGAAUCAUCUAUAACUGAACAGCAUAAUUCUGAAGCCAUGGACUUUAAAUCACAAAAAGCUGAAUUCAUGAACAUUGAACCAACCGAUCCAGAUUCCUUGAAACAUGAACAAGAAAUCCUCAAUUCUAUUAAAUCUUUGAACACUGAACAAAAUAAAUCUGUGCUUCUGAAUUUUGAACAAAUUGGGAACACUGAACAAGUAUUACCGGAAGCUUUGAACAUAGAACAGAGUGAACCUAACACAGUAAAUUCUGAUUUAAGCAAAUCUAAAAACUUGAACUCUAAAUCCAUUAAAAAUGAAAAACAAGCUUUUACUACUGAAAUAAUCAACCACUCAAACACUGAAAAAAUACUAUCUGCCGUUAAAGAGGAUAAAUAUGUCACUGAUUACCCUGAGAUUAAAGACAAUGAGUUUGUACCUGGAAAUGAUGGUUAUGAGGCUGAAAAAGAUGAACCUGCGACUGGAAAUGAUGAUCAUGAGACUACAAAAGAUAAGUUACUCACCGGAACUAAUGAUUACAAAGCUGAAAAGGGUGAAGAAGAUUAUGCAAAUGAUGCCCAAGACUCUGAAAAAGAUGCCCAAGAGUCUGAAAAUGAUGCCCAUGUGUCUGAAAAUGAUGUCCAAGAGGUUGAUAACUAUGAGUAUGAUGCUGAAUAUGAAGAUGAGUAUACUGAAGAUGAUUAUAAAGAGGAGGACAAUGUUGAAGAAGAGCCUCUGAGUAAGGAACUGGAAAUGCUGGAACAGCUGAAAAAGAAAAAAACCGAACUUGAAAGACUCUAUGUGGAUACAGAGCAACCUCUAGUUGAUACAGAGCAACCAAUAGUGGAAACAGAUCAACCAUUAGUGGAUACAGAGCAACCAUUUGUGGAUAUGGAGCAACCUAUUGUGGAUACAGAGCAACCUCUAGUUGAUACAGAGCAACCAUUACUGGAUACAGAGCAACCUAUAGUUGAUACACAGCAACCAAUAGUUGAUACAGAGCAACCAUUAGUGGAUAUGGAGCAAUCUAUUGUGGAUACAGAGCAACCUAUAGUUGAUACAGAGCAACCAAUAGUGGAUACAGAUCAACCAUUAGUGGAUACAGAGCAACCAUUAGUAAAUAUGGAGCAAUCUAUUGUGGAUACAGAGCAACCUCUAGUUGAUACAGAGCAACCAUUAGUGUAUACAGAGCAACUAUUAGUGGAUACAGAUCAACCAAUAGUGGAUACAGAGCAACCAAUAGUGGAUACGGAGCAACUAAUAGUGGAUACAGAACAACCAAUAUUGUAUACAGAGCAACCUUUAGGGGCUACAAAGCAACCUACAAUGUAUACAGAGGACACUGUAGUUGAUACAGAGCACCCCAGAGUUGAUACAUUACAACAACUUGUAGCCACAGAACAACCUUUAGUGGAUACAGAAGAACAAAAAAAAGAUACUAAGGAACUUAUUGUGCCUGCAGAGCAACCUAUUUCAGAACCUGAACAACUUUCUUCUGAUGUUGAUCAUUCUCCUCUUACAACAAAACAACCUUUGUUAAAAGCAGAUGAGUUCUCUGAAUUGAAUGAAGCUCCUGAAUUUGAUAAUUCAGUUUCAGAGCUUAAUAAGAGACCUGUAACCAAUGAUGUCGAAUCUAAAAUCAUUAAUGAGCCUGAAAUGAAUGAAAAACCGGAAAUGAAUAAUAUAUCUGAAAUGAACGAUAAACCUGAAAUGAAUGAUGAACCUGAAGUGGACAAUGAAUCUGAAAUGAUUGAUAAACAUGAAACGAAUGAUAAACCUGAAUUGAACGAUGAACAUGAAACAAAUGAUGAACGUGAAAUGGAUGAAUCUGAGUUGGAAGGAUCUGAGACUAAAAUGAAUUUCCAAAUGAUAGUUAAGCUUGAAGAAGAAACUGACCCUGUCCAAACAUUAAAAAGUGGAAUCCUGAAUAUUGAAGAAAAAAAGCAGCCAUUAAAAAUUAUUGAAAGCAAAGGAUUUUUCGGUCGGAGCCGAGUACAAAAAUAUGGAUCCCCCUGGAGUAAGUUCACUGAAAAACGUUCGAAACCUGGUGACAAAAAACCUUCCUUUCAUCUGAGCAGACUUUUUAGAAAGGUUGCACCCUCAAAGAAUUUAAAAGAAGCCCAAACUGAGACCAAACAAGAGAAAGCUAGUGAACCCAAACUAGUGGAAACUCCUGAAAAAAAAGAGCUUGUUACUGAAAUCAAACCAACUCGAAAAGAUAUUUUCAAGCGACGGCGUCCAUCGUUGCUAAUGAAACCAAUUCCUACAGAAGCCAAAGAACUGAAAAACACACCAAUUUUUACCAAAAACAUAAUCAAAUCUGCGCAAACCAAAGAAUCAACCGAAAGUUCUAAAGAUGAACGAUCAAAUAAUUUUCUAAUUCAAUUGUUUAGAAAAAGAAGCCGAUCAGUUUUAAACUAGGGUCUUAUAAAUCCGUUGACAUAAAUAUAAAACAUCUGCGAAAUACUGGAUAACUUACUCUUACUGGUUUGCAUGUAGAGGAUAAUGUAACGUUUGCAUUGCCAAUCAUCAGAUUUAUCAUCAUACAAAGUAAUUUGCUGUAUGAUUUCACUAUCAAUGUAUCAGAAAAAUUACUUUAGUCUGUUUUGUACUAUUUUUUGUUUAAACUUUAGUGUUCCUGUUAAUUAUUUUAAAUUAAUUAAAAUUUUUUUUCUGCUUUUAAUUUUAAUAAAAAUUUCAGAAUAUUUUUUUCUCUUGUGAAAUAGGUUUAAAUUUAUAAUCGUCUUUAGUUAAACCAAAACUCAGGGCAUUUAUUGAUGACUUGUGGGCAUUUUUGUUUGAAGUUUUUGGU